AUGGCUGAUCUGAGCCGGAGCUCAAAUUUAGAGGAGGACCCCUUACAUGCUUACUCAGGUCUGUCGUUGUUUCCUCGUACGCUGAAAUCCUUGUCGAAUCCUCUUCCUCCUCCCAAUUAUCAAUCAGACGAUCUGCAGCAGACUCACACUCUCCUUGAAUCUAUGCCUUUUGAAAUUCAACAAGAGCAUCAGGAGCAGGCAAAGGCUAUCUUAGGUGAAAGCUCAGAGCUUUUAAAGCAAGGCACUGGAACCAGUGUAGCAUCCGAAGAUGCGAAUAAAGGUGUGAAGAACAACAAACGAGAAAGAAGACNGGUCGCUCUUAUCUAUAUUAGAUAA
Molecule: messenger RNA, 336 nt
Organism: Microthlaspi erraticum
Lineage: Eukaryota; Viridiplantae; Streptophyta; Magnoliopsida; Brassicales; Brassicaceae
Source: the annotation of a GenBank genome assembly